CUUUGCGUGUCUACCUAACACGGCGACGUACGGGAGCAGCAGAACUGACGUACAGUAUCGGUGAGGCAUUUGUGUGUUGGUGUAUGCCUCCGGUUUAGAUAUUUAGAUUUUGGUUGGUAAAGUAAUUAAGGACCGAAGGAAGUUCGAGCGCUGGCUGUGUUGGAUUUAAGCAUUCGUCUGGGAAGCUCUGUGUGAGCGUCCUGAGGGACAGAACAUGGCGGCGGCUGCUCUAUGCCGUGGGCCGGGGAUCCUCCUCCUGGUGCUGGCGGCGGCGGCGGCGGCCCAAGAUCCCUCUUGCCCGUCUCCUUGUGUGUGCGAGGGGCGGCUUUUGGAUUGUAGCCGGAGAAGGCUGGCUCGACUUCCAGCAGCACCACUGCCAGAGGGUAUCACCAGCCUGGAGAUCAGCUACAAUUGGCUGACUGUUUCCAACAGUAGCCUGGUGCCAGAAUUGUAUUCACUUCAAGAAGUGAAAAUGAAUUUCAAUGAAUUAACUGCAAUACCACAUCUGGGAGAGCCAACUGCUAAUAUAACUUUGCUUUCUCUCGUACAUAAUAAAAUUGGAGAACUCAAUGGUGAUCUGCUUCAACAAUACCUUUCACUUGAAACUCUUGAUUUAAGCUCCAACCUUCUUACAGAAAUCAAAAGUUUUUACUUUCCACGGAUGCCACUGAAGUACCUAAACCUAAGCAAUAACAGGAUUGCUACCUUGGAAGCAGGAUGUUUUGACAAUUUAUCAAGCUCGCUACUAGUAUUGAAACUGAACAGAAACCGGAUUAAUGUGAUUCAACCCAAAAGUUUUAAGCUACCUCAUUUGCAGUAUUUGGAACUGAGACGGAAUCGGAUUAAAAUUGUGGAAAGUUUAACAUUCCAAGGACUAGACUCAUUAAAAUCUUUGAAACUGCAACGAAAUGGAAUUGUCAAACUGAUGGAUGGAGCAUUUUUUGGACUGGACAAUAUGGAGCAACUGGAAUUAGAAUAUAACAAUGUCACUGACAUAAACAAAGGUUGGCUGUAUGGUUUGCGAUCUCUACAGCAACUUUAUAUCAGCCAGAAUGCAGUGCACAGGAUCAGCCCAGAUGCCUGGGAGUUUUGCCAGAAGCUCUUGGAUCUAGACUUGUCAUACAACCAGCUGAACCGUUUGGAUGAUUUUGCAUUUGUUGGGCUGAGCUCAUUGGAGAAAAUAAACUUGGGUGAUAACAGAAUAAAUCAUAUUGCUGAAGGUGUCUUUAAAGGGCUUGCAAACCUUUUAGUAUUGGAUUUAAGAAACAAUGAGAUUUCAUGGGCUAUCGAAGAUUCAAAUGAAGUGUUUGCUGGAUUGUCCAGACUCCAUACACUAAUAUUGCAAGGAAAUAAAAUUAAAUCCAUCACAAUGAAAGCGUUUACUGGCCUAGAUUCACUUCAGCAUCUAGACUUGAGCAAUAAUGCUAUAUUAUCUGUGCAAGAAAAUGGCUUUUCUUUCAUGAAACUUCAAGAGUUAAUUCUAAACACAAGCAAUUUGCUCUGCGACUGCCAGUUAAAAUGGUUCCCACACUGGUUAAAUGACAAUGGAUUUCAUCAGUUUGUUAAUGUGAGCUGUGCACAUCCUAAUUGGCUGGCUGGACGUUCACCUCUUAGUGUGGAUGCUGAAGAUUUUAUCUGUGAUAAUUUUCCCAAACCACAAAUAAAACUACAGCCUGAAACCACAGUUGCACUGAAAGGAAUGAAUGUGUCUCUGACCUGUGCUGCUGCAAGCAGCAGUGAUACACCAAUGUCUACAGCAUGGAGGAAGGAUGGUGAAGUGCUGUAUGAUGCAGAGGUGGAAAACUUUGCUCGAUAUCAUAAACAUGGGAUCGAACUCAUUGAGUACAUUACAGUCCUGCAUCUUUUUAAUGUCAAUUUUACAGAUGAGGGGAAAUAUCAGUGUGUUAUAACCAAUCACUUUGGCUCAAAUUACUCUAGCAAAGCUAAACUCACUGUGAAUGAAAUGCCUUCAUUUCUGAAAACCCCUAUGGACCUUACUAUUCGUACUGGUGCCAUGGCACGUUUAGAAUGUGCAGCAGAAGGUCAUCCACCUCCACAAAUUGCAUGGCAGAAAGAUGGUGGGACAGAUUUUCCUGCAGCCCGAGAGCGAAGAAUGCAUGUUAUGCCAGAAGAUGAGGUUCUUUUUAUUGUCAAUGUAAAAAUUGAAGAUAUGGGUCUUUAUAGCUGCACAGCACAGAAUGCUGCUGGUAGUAUAUCUGCCAAUGUUACUCUCACUGUUUUAGAAACGCCAUCUUUUGUAAGACCUUUGGAAGACAGGACAGUGGCUAGGGGAGAGACAGCUGUUUUGCACUGUAUAGCAGGAGGAAGUCCAGCUCCCCGCCUUAAUUGGACAAAAGAUGAUGGACCACUUCAGGUUACUGAGCGUCACUUCUUUGCUGCAGCCAACCAGCUGCUGAUCAUUGUUGAUGCAGGCCCAGAGGAUGCAGGAAAAUAUACCUGCAGCAUGUCUAAUACACUUGGCACAGAAAGAGGUCACAUUAACCUUCAUGUCCUCUCCUCACCAAAUUGUGAUUCUUCACAAAAUAUUGGUUACGAAGAAGAUGGGUGGACUACUGUUGGCAUUGUGAUAAUAGUGGUAGUCUGUUGUGUGGUUGGAACUUCAUUGGUCUGGGUUAUUGUAAUAUACCACAUGAGAAGGAAAAGUGAAGAUUACAGCAUAACCAACACAGAGGACAUGAAUCUACCAGCAGAUAUUCCCAGCUACCUGUCUUCACAGGGAACACUUUCAGAGCCACCAGAAGGGUAUAGUAACUCUGAGGCAGGCAGCCACCAGCAACUUAUGCCUCCUGCGAAUAACUGUGUACACAAAGGAACAGAUGGGUUAUACGUUGACACUGGCAGUGAAGCUGAUAUGGAUAUCCUAAACACACCUUUCUCUCACAACAUGCAAGGCAAAAUGCCACACCUGUACAGUGGCCAUGGAACCAUACUACCGACUGAUACCCGGGAAGGCCUUCCAAUUCCAGCUGCAGCCCCACUUAUGAUUUGCUCAGAUUGUUAUGACAACGCCAACAUAUACUCAAGAACCAGAGAGUUCUACCCAUACACGUACAUAACAGAGGAGGAUCAAAUAUUGCCCAGCCUUAUUGCACAAAUUCCAAAAGAAACCUUAUACCAACAUGAGGUUCUGUCUGAACGGGAUAUGCGUGCUUCACUUACAAGCCAUGACAGGCUAGAUAGCACUAAUCCUAGCUGUGAUACCUUUCAGCGUCCAUUGUGUGGUUUUAAAAAAGAGCCUGGCCUAACUGCAGCACCUCAUCCUCACUUCUGCCACUUGUCUGUACCAAUUCCCGGGAAACCACUUCUUAGAAAUGAGGGCUGUAUCAAGACAGAGGAAGUUGGCCUACCCAGACCCUCCCCAAGGUCAUGUGAUCAGGACAAUGAUUUAAACAGGACUCCAAAUAUUGGUGGUUAUAAAGAAGCCACCUAAAAACCCAUAUAUCUACAUAUAUUCGGGUUUCCUGUCUUUGUAUUGACUACCUCAGAUUUUUUCCAGUGGCCAAAAAUCGCUCCAAUAUGUUUGUUUACAAACGUGGGUUGCGUGGACCAAUGCAAAUAUGCAAUCAAAGCUGAAGAGUCAGAUCGGUUAGUUGAUCACAUUUUAAGCACCUCCUGCUUACUCCUUCUCUUGCAUAUGGAAAAUACAAAAACAGAUGGUGAAUCAAAUCAUGUGACUAUGGCUAAAAUGAAUAUUUGCUUACAAAGGACUGAUUGUAGAUGUGACUUCAAACAAACUCAAGCCUGCAGGCCUAUACACUCCAUAAUAUGCUUGUACAGGUCACCAUAUUUUUUUUUUCUUGCUAAAAUUGGUGAGCAAUGAAGCCUAUAGCUGCUUAAUGUGCUCAAGCAAUUAAUGCAGUAAAAGCCAAAGGUGUACAAUGGAUUUGUAGUUUCGAUGUGAUUGCUUCAUGAGCUGAACUAAUUAGCUUAUACCUAUUUGCAUAAGUAAACUGAAGCCAACCAGUAGUAUGUUCUCUAGGCCACCUCACCAUUUUUCUGUAUCACAAGGAAGAUACAUGUGGUGUGCUUGUACACUAAUUUUGUACACUUAUGUUUUCAGCUUCUACAGCCAAAGUGUUUUGGUAUACACUGCAUAUCGACAGUGUAAUUCCAUUAAUUUUCCAAAGGAGCACUUUUUAUAGCUUUGUUAUGUCUAAAUGUAGUUUGGUGUGUUCGCAUAGAUUACUUAUUCUUUUAUACACAGUACUGUCAGCAGUAUGAUACAUAAUAAUAGAUGCGUCCGUUUCAUGGUACGACAGAAUGCAUUUUCACACUCUGGCUUGUCUGCUUUGAUAGCAACAUACCACGCUGUUCCCAAUUUUUUUUGUUCCAGAGUUGGUAUGAGUGUAGUCCACUAACUGUUUUUUUUUGUUUUUUGUUUUUUUUUUGUAUUUUACAAAUUCUGCACUGCACCAUGUUACUCCUUUUAGUCAGUAGGUUUUGUGUUUAUCUUGUUUGAGUCAGAUAUACGUGGCAUUACAAGCAUUCAUGGCAUGAUGCUGUUGGCUGUCCUAAAUAAUAGAAUUUUGGACAACUAAAUUAAACAUUGCGGCAUGUUUCACUCCAAGGGCAAGCUAUGGUGCUUCAUAUUUGUACUACAGAAAUAUAAGCUUAUUCUACAAAGACAGCAGAGUUUAAAAUGGAAAUUUACUUCUUGUCUUGCUUUUUAGAUUUUACAGUUUUCAGUCUAUAUAUGUCUUCAUGUUUUUUGUUUCUUCAGAACUUGUUUUGAACCCUGUGUAUCUGUUGGCCUUGUUUAUUUAAACCCAUAUAUGACAUUACUGUUUUUGCACAAAAAUUUUAAUUGUUGAUCCUUUUGAUCAAGAUGUAAAUAUAAUUUGCCCUCCAUUUUUAAGCACACUUCUGUCCAGAACACCAUUUUGUUAGGCUGCAAACCUUAAAAUACCACUGAUUUCGCUUUUGUCUCUAGUGUACUGUUGACCAAGUUAAAACUCAUUGAAGGAACAUUAACACUAGCAACUGAAAGUGUUUUAAAGUAAUUAAAAUAUAAUGUACUAUAGCCCUGCUCUGGUAAAACUAGCAUAUUUGUUUCAAAAACACAACUAUAGUUUAUAUAAAGAAGCUGCUGUGUAGGCAUGGGGCAGCCAUUCAAGCUGGAGAAAAGGCGCAGGUUACAAAGCAGGUAACUGCUCUGUAAAAUAUAAUGGUGUUAUCCACUAUUCAACCUUUUAGCCCUAUUUCAAUUGCCUCCAUUGCUGAAAAGCAGCUGGUUUAUAUACAUUAUAGUAGUGUAGAACUGAGGCAAACAGAUCAGUUUUAGCAGUACAGGACCAUAGUACAUUAUAAUUUGAUUAUUUUAAAACACUUUAAUUUUUGCUUUUACCAUUCCUUGAAAGUAAGUUUGUAUGUGUGUGAGAAUUGCCUUACAAAAAAUAUUCAGCUAUUCUUAAUCAGACUAGUAUUUUGUUGGCAUUACUUGCUUCUGUUUCACAACCUCCCUGCAUCAUCACACUACUAAAUAUAUUUGGAACCUCUGCUCUGUAAUAGUUUCACUUUUCUGGUACUAGACAGAAGAUCCAUCUGCCAUGUCAGAUCUAGAGGUAGGUCUAUGAAGAUCUUAGAUUGUGCAUCGAUUAUAGGUUUUCCGGAACCAGCUUGAUGGUGGGGCUAGUAAAUGAGGUUGAGGUUCUCCAACAAAAUGUGCACUUGUACUUGGUUUGCCAACUUCAGCUUGUAUUGUAACAAUACUAGUAGUGACUCAGCUAAAUAUUUAGGCUGCAAUGUGCUAGAGAGACUUGAAUACUCACUGGCACCUGAUGAGUGGGUUUUACCGGUGUAGUGUAAAAUAUGUAAAUAUUACCAGGUAUAGAAUAUUUUUGUAUACAUUGCACAUACCUGUGUGUGUUUGUAAAUGUUUUUGUCAGUUUUUUUUGUUUUGUUUUGUUUUUUAAACCAAAAUAUUACACUAUUUAGUAGUCUAUUAUUAAAAAUGUCAAAUAUAAUUUGUGAAAAGUAUCUUAUGUACAUCAUGGCAUUGUCGGCUGCAUUCCAUUUGAUAGAACUGCAUCAUUAUCGCUUUAACACUACGUUUUAUAAACUCUUCCGUGGUUAUUCUUUCAUGAGGUCAAAAAAGUUUCCAUACUGGAAAGGACAAAACAGUUUUGUUUAUGGCCUCAGUAGCUUCUCAAUAAGGUGAUAAUUCAUUUUUUAUUAAUUAUCAGUUUUAUUUCUACCAUAAUUAUUACUUUUGUUCAGAUGGGACCUUUCAGUUAGUAGACACAAGUGACUUACCAAGGCAAUAGAUCAGUUUUAUAAACGCUUUAGUAGUGUUCUGCAAUGUAACGUUUAUUAGGUAUACAUGACACAAAUAAAGAUGGCAUAUUGUGAAGUGUG
This is a messenger RNA of Xenopus tropicalis (tropical clawed frog), 6375 nucleotides long. RefSeq names its product leucine-rich repeats and immunoglobulin like domains 2 (gene lrig2). Lineage: Eukaryota; Metazoa; Chordata; Amphibia; Anura; Pipidae. The record is from RefSeq and is a predicted model, not a curated record. Bases 215 to 3451 code for a protein of 1078 amino acids. The transcript has 19 exons.